Molecule: messenger RNA, 870 nt
Organism: Pteronotus mesoamericanus
Lineage: Eukaryota; Metazoa; Chordata; Mammalia; Chiroptera; Mormoopidae
Gene: DUSP18
Product: dual specificity phosphatase 18
Exons: 2
Coding region: 184-750 (188 amino acids)
Biological process (GO): peptidyl-tyrosine dephosphorylation
Cellular component (GO): cytoplasm
Molecular function (GO): MAP kinase tyrosine/serine/threonine phosphatase activity; protein tyrosine phosphatase activity
Source: RefSeq, a predicted model, not a curated record
GCAAUUGCCAUGGAGACGAGCUAGGCCAAUGCAGUGGGCUGUGCCCGCUGAGCUGAUCCUACUGCGGGAGUAGGGCGCGCUGGCCCCCGCUUCGUCGUGUUUCUGGUAACCGGUUUUUAAUGGACACAGCCUAGCAGAAAGAUGCAGCCUUUAUGUCUCACUGGCCGCUGACCCACCAGCCUGAUGACAGCACCUCCAUGUACCUUCCCAGUUCAGUUCCAACAGCCCUCGGUCAGUGGCCUCUCACAGAUCACCAGCAGCCUGUAUAUCAGCAAUGGGGUGGCCGCCAACAACAAACUUAUGCUCUCCAGCAACCGGAUCACCUCGGUUAUCAAUGUCUCAGUGGAGGUGGUGAAUACCUUAUAUGAGGACAUCCAGUAUGUACAGGUGCCUGUGGCUGACACACCCAUGUCGCGUCUCUGUGACUUCUUUGACCCCAUUGCUGACCACAUCCACAGUGUUGAGAUGAAGCAGGGCCGCACGCUGCUCCACUGUGUGGCUGGUGUGAGCCGAUCAGCUGCCCUUUGCCUUGCCUACCUCAUGAAGUACCAUGCCAUGUCCUUGCUGGAGGCCCACAUGUGGACCAAAUCUUGUCGGCCCAUCAUCCGACCCAACAAUGGCUUUUGGGAGCAGCUCAUCCACUAUGAGUUCCAGCUAUUUGGCAAGAACACCGUGCACAUGGUCAACUCCCCUAUGGGAUUGAUCCCUGACAUCUAUGAGAAGGAGGUCCGUUUAAUGAUUCCACUGUGAGCCAUGCCACCAGCUCCUGCUCCAGGGUCAGAAAUGCAGAUCUGCUGUUGAUCCUACACUAAGAUCUAAACUUAAAUAUUCUCCUUUUGUGAUACAGAAAAGAAAAAAAAAAACAACAAA